This is a messenger RNA of Porites lobata, 1082 nucleotides long. NCBI's taxonomy places the organism in Eukaryota, Metazoa, Cnidaria, Anthozoa, Scleractinia, Poritidae. The record is from the annotation of a GenBank genome assembly.
AUGCACGGCAAGCAUGGUUCUCCUGGGGCACCAGGCCGCGACGGACGUGACGGACGUGAUGGCCGUGAUGGAGCUAAAGGUGAUCAAGGGUUGCAGGGGAAGACUGGACCUCAGGGACCUCCUGGUGAUAAGGGACCUGCUGGUGUAAAGGGAGAGGAAGGGGUUAAAGGAGAACUUGGAGCCCAGGGUCCCCUGGUCGGAAAGGGGAACCUGGUCCGAUGCCGUUUAAAAGCUGGAAAGAAUGCGUCUGGAAAAACUUGAAUGAUCCAAAGGACAAUGGUCUGAUCAAGGUGAGUUGUGCAAAAAUCACAUUCGGCGCAUUCAGUUAAGUCGAUUUUGUCUUUUACUCCUUAUGAGAAACUAUGCUGCGAGACCUGUUUUAGACGCCUGACUUUUCAUGAGCCGAAUUUAAUGCGAAUCUAGUUGACCUGAGUUGACCAAAGUACUUCUUGAUUGAUUCAACGCCAAAGUUAAUCAUCGGUGCCGAGAAAGGACAACUCUUUGUCGCACUUGAUGCAGCAGAGGGAAAAAAAGUAUAAAAAAAUUCUGGCCAAGGCAGGGGAUGAAAUAGCCCAGUUCUUAUAACUGUAGGCCGGAGGGUGAAUAAAGAAGGACACGUGUCACUGGGUAACACGAAACCUAUGACGGUAAUCACAUUUUAACUUUUACUACCAAGAAGAAUAGAUCUUAUGGAAUCUUUAUGUCUCUUUUAUUUCCAUUUUCGCCAGGACUGUGUCUUUACAAAAAACUUUUCUGAUACUGCUCUUCAUGUUUACUGGACCGGUGCAUUGAAAAUUCACAACUGCAAUAGCUGCUGCAAACGUUGGUACUUCACUUUCAAUGGCGCUGAGUGUUCUGGUCCCCUGCCCAUUGACGGAGUUGUCUUCAUGUCUAACGGCAGUGGCAAAGUUCUCCAUCGCGUCCGCCAUAUUGAGGGACACUGUAACAACAUCCACAAAGGAAAGGUGCGCGUGGGAUUCUGGAUCGGCAAUUGCGCCUCGUAUGGAAACGCUGAUGGGUACACAGGAUGGAAUUCAGUAUCCCGGAUCUUUGUCGAAGAAGUUCCUAAAGCUCAAGUUUAA